Molecule: messenger RNA, 3705 nt
Organism: Stegodyphus dumicola
Lineage: Eukaryota; Metazoa; Arthropoda; Arachnida; Araneae; Eresidae
Biological process (GO): epidermal growth factor receptor signaling pathway
Molecular function (GO): epidermal growth factor receptor binding; receptor ligand activity
Source: RefSeq, a predicted model, not a curated record
UAGGUCAGCGAUGGCUGGAAGAAUCAGCAUUCCGCAUGUUACUAAUAAUGCAUCAUCCUACGUUACUACUGGUGCUAUACGCUUCUGCUAUCUUCAGGAUAGCAGGUGCCUGUUCAUCACGUUCCACCCCUAGGCCAAGACCUCCUCCUCAACCUACAGUAAGGCCGAACAUCACAUUCCAGACUUAUGCCUGCCCUGAGGCAUAUGCCAAGUGGUACUGCCUCAAUGGAGCUACCUGUUUCUCUGUGAAAAUAGGAGAAUCUAUUCUGUACAAUUGCGAGUGUGCAAACGGGUUUGUGGGCCAAAGAUGUGAAUUUAAAGACUUGGAUGGAUCUUAUUUAGCAUCCAGGCAACAAGUGAUGAUUGAAACGGCUAGCAUUGCUGGAGGAGUAACUCUUCUGAUCAUCAUUUUAGUAAUUAUUUCUGUUGCAGUUUAUGUUCAUUAUAAAAAAAAACGAAAAGAACAAAUGCACCCUGUUACUCCUGUGUCUCAGGCUUAUCAGCCAUUUCGUGCCUUUCGUGAGUCUGACUGUCCCAAUGAAGGUCAGGCGUUUUCUACCAAUGAUCCUGAAUCUGGGCAUGGAGAGAAACACAGAGUUGUAGAUGCCACAGUUCAUUCUCCCACUAGCAGAGCAAGGACUUCACUGUGACUGUAGCUUAUAUAACUUAGUUUAUUGAUAAUUUAGGCAACUAAGACUGCUGAAAUUAGCUAGCUGCAAACUAUUAAGAAUGUUUUCUUGAAGUGCAAAGUGAAAAUUUAACUCUUCGUUUGCUUUGCUCCAAGUUAUUGAGUGAUUUUUGAAAAUUCAAAGUAGCUAGUCCAUGAAAACAAUGUCAGAACAAAGAUGUCAUUGCACCCUGGCUGGCUGUGCAAAAUGUUCUUCUGGCAUUAUAUAAAUCACUCAACUUUAGGAUGUUAUGAAACUGAAAUGUGUAUGAGCUUCAAGAACUCUGGAUGUGCUGUAGGAUUACUCAUAUAGCACAAGUUAUAAGGAAUUGUUCUUUGUGUUUGAAAAGCAAAAUGUGUAAUUAAAUACUAUGGCUUGUUCUUGUUUAUUAGCAAUAAAUGUACACAUGUACACUUAAAGUUCUUUGAAGAACUUUAAGUUUUGAAUAGGUUGUAAAAAUUGUUUUUGUUGCUAUUUGAUUUUUCAAAUUGAAAUAAAAAGAAGUAUAUUCAGAAAGACCAGUUUAAUGAGAGUUCAGAUGGUGUUUCUGAUACCAAUCAGUUUUGCUGGACACUUAAUGACUACUCAUCUAAAAUCCCAUCCUUUCCUUUAUUAUUAUUUUGUAUAAAUUGAAUUUAGUUCUCAUUUCUUGUCAUCCUCUAAAUCUUUUAGGCUUAUUUAAUACGUUUUUUUUUUUUUUUUUUUUUUUUUUUUUUUAGAGCUUUAAAUCAAUUUUCCUGUGUACCCUUUGUUAACUCAUUUAAUGUAUAAAAGUAAAAUACGUAAAAGUUCCCUUUUAUUAGAUAUGUGCAUGCCAAAACUGAGACAAGUAUAUUUUGUUAAAUUCUUCACCUGAAUUUGUGGCAGCUGUUUCUUGCAAUUUUUUUAAUGUGUGUAUAAGUCUUCAUCUAGACAUGAAUAUUGUGCAUAGUAAAUAUAAUUUUUUAUACAAAGUUACUCUGAUAUAUUUUAUUUGCUAAAUAUUUUUAAAUGUUGCUUUGAGGAAGAUAUUUUUUUAGGUAAUGAUUAGAUGAGUGAUUGUAAAAUGAGAACAUAGAAGAAUCUUCUUAUUCUAUAGUAGAUGGAUAAUUUCUGACUCCAUGUCUUAAGAUGCAGUUUAAUGAUAAGAUUUAGUUCAUUGGUAACAGCAACACUUAUUUUCCAGCAUUCAGUAUUCCUUAAAAGUUAAUUAUCUCCAUGUAGGAAACAUUCCGGUGUGUUGAACACAAGUGCUGUAAUUCCGAAAAGCUGUUGCUGUGGAACUUUAUUUUUGUGUUUUACGCUUCUCAGGUAUUAAUAAAUAUUCCAAAUUUUUAACAGAUAUUUACUACAUACGAUGUAUACCAAUAAAUUCUUAAUGAACAAAUUCUUGUAUAUUUCUAAUCCCUGCUCAGAAACUAAUUCUUCAAACUCAUUUGUCUGUUGAAUACUUUUGUCCCUAGCAUCCCCUUUUAAUUAGAUCAAUAAGGUAAAUUUAGUAAAUUUAUGUCUGAUAAUUUCUAGAAGUUUUUAAAUGAAGCUUGUGGUUUGAUUCAUUAUGUCUGUUAAAAGUGCAAAGUAUCCAACAUCUCUUCUGAAAUUUUGUAAAAUUCUAAACUGUACAGUUUUAAGAAUUAAAAUUAUUACAUUACAAUAUUUUGAUUUGCAGUAAGCAUUCUUAGUUUUCCCGUGUGUAUAUUCUUUCAACACUUAAAAUUAAUAGUGUUGUUUGCCCAUGGAUAGUUUUGUUCAAUAUAAUUUGAGAUUUUGAGAAAUAUUUCGUUCCUCACACAUAAUCGUCAACAUAAAUAGUGUUCUACAGAAGAAGAAGUUUGUGAAUUAUUGCUGAAUACUCUUAAAUCUGUAUCAUAUUUUUACUUUUCUGUGUAUAAUUGCUGAAAAAAUAAGACUGGAAAAUUUCUUAUAUUUUGACAUUUCCCAAAUGAUUCAAGUUGCAAUAAAUUAUUUAUUUAAUUACAGCACCUAUAUUGGUUGUGAAAUUAUUAUGUGUGUGUAAGUGUUUCCUUCAUGUAUGUAAAACUAUUUAACUAAAAACAGAUUGGCAGCAUGCUUAAGAAAUGAGUAAUGUAGUAUUGAAAAUUUCUUACUGUAGUUAAAUUAUUUUUAUUAUUGUAAGAUUAGAUGAUAUAUUGAAAACAUUUUAGUGUACAAAUAUCCUUUUCAAUGUGAAAGUUACUUAAGUUCUAUAAGGCAACUUAUCUCUAAUUUUUAAGUAUCUUAUAUUUAAUUCUUUUAAUUUAGUAUUAUUUAAUUUUUGUUGUGUAAUGACAUUUAUUUUCAUUACAAAUAGUGCAUUUAAAAUUUUUGCAAUGCAAGUUUUUCAAGCAUUGAUUGGUUUGAAGCUAUCUUACGUAUUUUGUGUAAAGUGUUCUUGUAGAUAUGUACAUAAAUAGAGAGCAAUUCAGAUUAUAGGGCUGGAAAAACUAGCUUCUAUAAAAGCUUUAAUAGUGGGAAUAAUUAAACACAGAACACAAGGAAUGUAACAAAUCAAUAAAAUGGGCUGUAUGCUGUUGUCAAAAUAUUGAAGUUAUGUAAAUAUGUAUGUGCAGUAAGAGAGCAAUAAAUCAUUUUUGUUUUAUUUCAUUUUAUUGUCUACAAUAUUAUUGAAAGCAAAUAAAAAUGUUACUAUUGGUUGAAAAUGAUUAUGUACUUUAGCAAACAAUAUUUUUAUCUUAAGCACUGUUGCUAAUAUAAUUUAUAUUUAUAUAUAUAUAUAUAAAUGUUACUUUAUUUUAAUUCCUGGUUGUAUGUUUGAAAAUGUAGGUGAUAGUCUUCCAGAAUACAUGUUUAUAUUUCUUUUAAAGAUUAAAUUAUGGCCCAAUGAAAGAAUGUCUCAGUUCAGGAGAUAAUGAUCUUAUUCAGUUUUGAAGGAGAAGAAUCGUGACUGAAAUAACCUUAUACAACAUUAUGCAUAAAUAAACUUUAAAUAGAUUAAGUAUCAUUAUUUCCUUAUUUUACACUUUUUUAGAGCACCUUAAAGUUAUAACAAAAAAUAAUAUGUUCUUAAAAAUACAAAAAGUUUAUUUUUUUAAUUGUA